AUGUGCAUAGCGGGCGCGAAUCUUGCCGGCGCCAUGUGCAGUGACACUGCAUCAGCCGUCGACAUGGCGCCUAACGAUAAAGCGGGCCGCGUUGUAUUCAUCGGAAAUAUUCCUUAUGGCGGCACGGAAGAACUCAUCAUUGAGACACUCGGUCGCGUAGGGCAAGUCAACAACUUCCGCUUAGUCUACGACAAAGAGACUGGGCGCCCAAAAGGCUUUGGCUUCGCAGAAUUCGCCGACGCCGACGCAGCAGCUUCCGCCGUGCGCAACCUGAAUGACCACGAGAUCAUGGGCAGGAAACUACGAGUUGACUGGUCCAACGACAACGGUGCAGGCGACAACGCGCCCUCAAACCAGCCUCAGAACCCUCCCCAGAAUCAGGGCGCAUACCCACCGAUGAACGGACAGGCGCCAGAGCCAGUGCAAGCUCCUCAGUCGAGCGCACUGCCACCUCUGCCUCCAGGCAUUGACUUGCCACCGAACCUUACGUGUCCCGAUGCCAUCUCGCGCACGCUCUCCACUCUGCCCACUCCACAGCUGCUGGACAUCCUCUCCCAGAUGAAGGGUCUUGUCAUGACAGACCCAGCGAAGGCCACAGAGCUUCUACGACAAGCGCCGCAGCUCGCAUACGCCAUAUUUCAGUCGCUCCUUCUGCUCGAACUCGUAGACCCGCGAACGCUUGGCUCGCUCGUUGAGACGGCCACCGCAGCUCCAGCCCCGAUCGCACAAGCUCCGCCGAUGCAGCAACAGGCACCGCCCGUCGCUCGGCCCCCCGUCAACUAUGCUGCUCCUUACCCUCAGCAAGUUCCUACUCCACAACCGCCAGCACAUGUACCACAGCCAUAUGCUCAGCCUCCGCCCGUACAACAACCACCACAGGCACAAACCCCGGCUAUGGAACAACAGGCCAUGUUUGCCCAGAUCCUUGCUCUCACGAAUGAACAGAUCGCCGCCUUGCCUCCUGAUCACCGCAACCAGAUUUUGCAGAUUCGCAACACCCUUUUGUCUGGAGGCCGGCCUUAG
This is a messenger RNA of Parastagonospora nodorum SN15, 1023 nucleotides long. RefSeq lists its product as hypothetical. Gene Ontology annotation, cellular component: mRNA cleavage and polyadenylation specificity factor complex. The coding region runs from base 1 to 1023 and encodes 340 amino acids. Lineage: Eukaryota; Fungi; Ascomycota; Dothideomycetes; Pleosporales; Phaeosphaeriaceae. Gene Ontology annotation, biological process: mRNA 3'-end processing. Gene Ontology annotation, molecular function: mRNA binding. The transcript has 3 exons. The record is from RefSeq and is a predicted model, not a curated record.